GGAAAACAAAAAUAAUAAGUAAAGCCCUACCAAAACCUCUUUCUCCAGAGAGAGAGAGAGAGAGAGAGAGAGCUUUAAUUAACACUGAAUUUGAGUUAAGUGCAUGGCGAAGAGUCCAAGUCGUGUAAUCUGGACGGGUUCACGGGCGGUGCGGCAUCUUUGCGUGGCGGCAGAGGCGGUGCCAGUAGCGGCGGAAAAACGGAAGAGGAUGUACAGGAGGUUAUCGGAACUGGGGGCAAGUGGAGGGAGCGUGUCAAAGACGUUAAAUGAGCUCAUAUUGGAGGGUGGGAAAACAAGCAAAAUCAAUCUCACUACUUGCAUCAAAAAGCUCCGCAAGUACGGCAGGUUCGACCAUGCCAUUGAGGUAAUGGAGUGGAUGCAGAAGAGGAAAAUGAACUUUUCCCAUGUUGAUCAUGCAGUUUACCUAGAUCUUACAGCAAAAACCAAAGGGAUUGCUGCAGCCGAGAAUUAUUUUGACAACCUCCCACCAUCUGUGCAGAAUCAUGUUACUUAUUCAACACUUCUGAACUGUUACUGCAAGGAACGUAUGUCUGAAAAGGCACUGACUCUUUUUGAAAAAAUGGACAAAAUGAAGCUUCUUUCAACUUCUAUGCCUUUUAGCAAUCUCAUGACCCUGCAUAUGAGAUUGGGGCAACCUGAGAAGGUGCUCGACAUAGUACAGGAGAUGAAGCAGAGGGGCGUAUCUCCUGGCACCUUCACUUAUAAUAUCUGGAUGCAGAGCUAUGGAUGUUUGAACGAUUUUGAGGGAGUACAGAGAGUUCUAGAUGAGAUGAAAAUGGAUGGCAAAGAGAACUUUUCUUGGACUACAUACAGUAACCUCGCUACAAUCUAUGUCAAGGCUGGACUUUUUGACAAAGCUGAAUCAGCUCUUAGAAAAUUAGAGGAGCAGAUAGAAUGUGGACGCGAUUGUGAUUUUCAGAAAAAACGCAGACAUGAUGCUGACCGUGAAGCUUAUCAUUUUCUGAUUUCCCUUUAUGCUGGCACUUCUAAUCUAAGUGAGGUCCAUCGGGUGUGGAAUUCACUGAAGUCAAGCUUCCGCACAACAACCAAUAUUAGUUAUCUUAACGUGCUCCAGGCUCUUGCUAAAUUAAAAGAUGUCGAGGGUCUACUGAAGUGUUUCAAGGAGUGGGAGUCCAGUUGCCACAGUUAUGAUAUGAGGUUGGCAAAUGUCGCUAUAAGAGCCUGCCUAGAGCAUGAUAUGUAUGAAGAAGCAGCGUCAAUAUUUGAUGAAGCUCUUAAGAGGACCAAAGGACUAUUCUUUAAGGCCCGGGAGAUGUUCAUGGUUUUCUUCUUGAAGAACCAUCAACCGGAUUUGGCUCUGAAGCACAUGAAAGCGGCGUUUUCCGAAGCCAAGGAGAUUGAAUGGCAACCAGAUCAGAAAACAGUAAGUGCUUUUCUGAAUUAUUUUGAAGAUGGGAAAGAUGUUGAUGGUGCUGAGAGACUGUGCAAGAUAUGGAAGCAGAUUAAUCGUCUGAACUCUAAUGCUUACAUUUUGCUGCUAAAGACUUACACAGCUGCUGGCAGAUUGGCUCCAGAGAUGCGGCAGAGGUUGGAAGAAGAUAAUAUUGAAAUAAACCCUGAGCUUGAGAACUUGCUUGAAAGGGUCUCCCCUAAAUAGGCUUAGUUCAGGGAAGCCAGAAUUAAGAAAUGGCUAGAAUUAGCCAUUUAUGUAACAUUGAAUCAGAUUUUAGAGAUGCUUCCCGUGACUAACAAGGUUUAAAUUUUAUCUUGGAAGCAAAUAACUACCAAUUACAUAUUUGAUAUUUGA
Populus trichocarpa (black cottonwood) is the source of this 1789-nucleotide messenger RNA. Its product is annotated as pentatricopeptide repeat-containing protein At1g02370, mitochondrial. The transcript has 2 exons. Gene Ontology annotation, molecular function: protein binding. Gene Ontology annotation, cellular component: mitochondrion. Bases 104 to 1639 code for a protein of 511 amino acids. NCBI's taxonomy places the organism in Eukaryota, Viridiplantae, Streptophyta, Magnoliopsida, Malpighiales, Salicaceae. The record is from RefSeq and is a predicted model, not a curated record.